GACCGCUAGUAGAGACGGCGCUAUCGAUAACGGUUUGCCAGCGUUAACAUCGCCUCAUCGUCACUCUCCACCCUCUCUCAUCAACCACCAACGACCGCAAAACAACCCUCUCACCACCCACCACCUCCACCCACCCUCCACCCCGCCAAAAUGAACUCCGUCGCCUCCAAACGCCUCUUCCAAGAGUACAAGCAACUCACCCUCAACCCCCCGGACGGCAUAACCGCCGGCCCCGUCAACGAAGACGACCUUUUCGUCUGGGAAGCCCUAAUCCAAGGCCCCGAAGACACGCCCUACGCAGGCGGCAUCUUCCCCGCCGAGCUCAAGUUCCCCAAAGACUACCCGCUCAUGCCGCCGACCAUGAAGUUCCUGUGCGACAUUUGGCAUCCCAACGUGUACCCCAACGGCGUCGUGUGCAUUUCCAUUCUGCACCCGCCGGGCGAGGAUCCGAAUCAUUAUGAGCAGGCUUCGGAGCGCUGGUCGCCGAUUCAGAGUGUGGAGAAGAUUCUGAUUAGUGUUAUGAGUAUGAUUGCGGAGCCGAAUGAUGAGAGUCCCGCGAACGUGGAUGCGGCGCGGAUGUGGAGGGAGCGGAAGGGGGAGUUUGAUAAGAGGGUCAAGAUGGAUGUCAGGAGGAGUUUGGGUUUGUGAGUGUGCGAGGGUGGUCUGUGGCUUAGCGUGGUGUUCUGGGGGGUCUUUAAGAUGGGCAUAAGACGAUGUAUACUUGACUGGGUUGGCAAGUCAUCGGUGUGAAGAGUGGGA
Messenger RNA from Neohortaea acidophila, 759 nucleotides. RefSeq names its product ubiquitin-conjugating enzyme/RWD-like protein. The transcript has a single exon. Gene Ontology annotation, cellular component: cytosol; endoplasmic reticulum. The coding region runs from base 151 to 648 and encodes 165 amino acids. The record is from RefSeq and is a predicted model, not a curated record. NCBI's taxonomy places the organism in Eukaryota, Fungi, Ascomycota, Dothideomycetes, Mycosphaerellales, Teratosphaeriaceae.